UAAAGCUCAAACGCAAUCUAACUGAUUUUGGCUACUAGACAUGAAGGUAAUGAGUAACCUUGUUUGACAGGUCAUGACUGAAAGUGACACAAUGGUACUUUUCAGGCUUAGAUUGUGUUGUUUCAGAAUUUGGAUGCCAUUUACUAGAAAGUACUAACCUUGUUUCAGUUCAUUGAGGUGUAACGUGUACUUUUCUGAAUGUGCAUUCUAUGUAAACAGCAAAAACAAGAUGUGAUUACUCAGGAGGUCCACAUGCCUGUGUGCAUGCGCCUCCAGACCUCGAGGAACACAGAACCCAAUGUGCAUUCCUGCUCUCCUUUUUCCCCAGGACUCCUUGCAGCUGUUGUCUGACAAAACCUAACGAGAAAUGGCAAACAGCCUUUUGAAGACAUCAUCGCUAUCUAUGAGGACCAAAUUGCUACAUCAAACAGGAGUGUCACUUUAUAAUACAUCUCAUGGCUUCCAUGAAGAGGAAGUAAAAAAAAAACUUCAGGAAUUUCCUGGUGGAUCUGUUGACCUCCAGAAAGAAGACAAUGGCAUUGGGAUUCUUACUCUGAACAACCCAAGUAAAUUGAACGCUUUCUCAGGUGUUAUGAUGCUACAACUCCUAGAAAAAGUCAUUGAAUUAGAAAAUUGGACAGAGGGGAAAGGCCUCAUUGUCCGUGGGGCAAAAAACACGUUUUCCUCAGGAUCGGAUUUGAAUGCUGUGAAAGCACUAGCCACCCCAGAGGAGGGAGUUGCCUUAUGUAUGUUCAUGCAAAACACAUUAACAAGAUUAAUGAGACUUCCCUUAAUCAGCGUUGCACUGGUUCAAGGUCGAGCACUGGGGGGAGGAGCAGAAUUUACAACAGCAUGUGAUUUCCGGUUAAUGACUCCAGACAGUGAGAUCAGAUUUGUCCAUAAGGAGAUGGGCAUAAUACCAAGCUGGGGUGGUACUUCCCGGCUUGUUCAAAUAAUUGGCAGUAGACAAGCUCUGAAAGUGUUAAGUGGAGCCCUCAGACUGGAUUCACAAAAAGCUUUAAAUAUAGGAAUGGUUGAAGAGGUCCUGCAGUCUUCAGAUGAAGUGAAAUCUCUAGAAGAGGCACAAGAGUGGCUUAAACAAUUUACCAGUGGGCCACCAGAAGUAAUUAGAGCUUUAAAGAAAUCUGUUUGUUCAGGCAAAGAGCUUUAUUUCGAAGAGGCAUUACAGAAUGAAAGAGAUCUUUUAGGAACACUGUGGGGUGGAAGUGCAAAUUUAGAGGCUAUUGCCAGGAAAAAGAAAUUUAAAAAUUAGUUUAAAAUGUGAAUGUACUGUUAAGUAAAGCUGUAAUGAUUAGUAUGCUUUGACACUAAAUGCUUUUGAAUAU
Molecule: messenger RNA, 1346 nt
Organism: Ochotona curzoniae (black-lipped pika)
Lineage: Eukaryota; Metazoa; Chordata; Mammalia; Lagomorpha; Ochotonidae
Gene: ECHDC1
Product: ethylmalonyl-CoA decarboxylase 1
Exons: 6
Coding region: 368-1273 (301 amino acids)
Biological process (GO): fatty acid beta-oxidation
Cellular component (GO): cytosol
Molecular function (GO): enoyl-CoA hydratase activity
Source: RefSeq, a predicted model, not a curated record